CGCGGCAGCCAUUUUGGUGACUGGAGCCUCGACUUGUCAGAGGAGAAUCGUAAUUAAGCCAAGUCUAAUCGAUGGAUGGACAGUUUCUUCUUUCUUUCCCUGAUUUAUUUCUCACUGGAGGUGGCGCGGAGGCUUAAGGAACGAUGGUGCAGUCGUGCUCUGCUUACGGAUGUAAAAACAGAUACCACAAAGACAAAAACAUUUCUUUUCACAAGUUCCCUCUCGCCCGCCCGGAUGUCUGUGACAAGUGGGUGGCAGCAAUGAGAAGAAACAACUUCAAGCCCACAAAGUACAGCAAUAUCUGCUCCCAACAUUUCACAAAGGACUGCUUUAAGCGAGAGUGCAACAACCGCGUGCUGAAAGAGAGCGCCGUGCCGUCCCUCUUCUGCUUCAGUGUGGAAAGUGAAAAGGAGAAGGCUCUGGAGUUAACUGAACCACAGGAACCUCCACCUCCGAUUUCGCCUCAUCCCCCACCUCCAGCUCUGGAGCAGCCUCAGAUGCUUCCCCAGCAUGUUGUCCAGAUGGUGGUCCACCCUGCCCUGCUCCCCAAUCAAUCCAUCUCCUGUGAUCACAACUACACAGUGGAGGAUACCGUGCAACAAAAGAAAAGGAUCCAGCAACUGGAGGAACAGGUCGAAAAACUGCGUAAGAAAUUAAAGACUGUGCAGCAGAAAUGCAGACGUCAGGAAAGGCAGUUGGAAAAAAUGAAAGCUCUCCGCGAGUUUCAGAAGGACAAAGACGUAACAUCCGAGAGCUAUGUCAUCCUUCCGAAGGAGUUGUAUGAUGUGCUUAAAAGCAUCGAGCCCAUUGACGGAUACUGAGAACUUUUCAAGGUGUCUGCACACUGACUGGUUUAUUUAUAAAGAAAGACACUACAUGCUGGAGACCCCAAUGCUCACUUAGCAUAACCUCGGAUACUAACACCCCACAGCUUCACAGGGAGAACACAAAAUAUUUGGAACGUGAAGAUCCAUUCUGCCCAUUUAUUGGACUGUCAUUAACAGUCAUUGAGGUGUUUGUUCUUUCCGACACGCAGGACUGGUUUACAGUGUCAUGAAUCGUCCAUGUUUGAAAUGUCGCCGUUCAGUCCAGGUAUGGUAAAAAGGGUGUUUCAUUUACAAGCCAAAAUCUGCUAUUGUUUGAAUAAAAGGUAACAGUACA
This is a messenger RNA of Polypterus senegalus (gray bichir), 1161 nucleotides long. It is a transcript of the gene thap1, whose product is annotated as THAP domain containing, apoptosis associated protein 1. The transcript has 3 exons. The coding region runs from base 144 to 821 and encodes 225 amino acids. The record is from RefSeq and is a predicted model, not a curated record. NCBI's taxonomy places the organism in Eukaryota, Metazoa, Chordata, Cladistia, Polypteriformes, Polypteridae. Gene Ontology annotation, molecular function: sequence-specific DNA binding.